GACGGACAGGGAUACCCGACCCGGGUCUAACCUCUUCGGAUCCCGAUGGGGCAUGACGACUUCUCCAUCCUCUUCCUCCUUUUCCUCACCUCGACCUCCCGGCAUCCAGUAUUUUCUACUCUCUUCAUCCUUCUCUUCUGUUUGCCUUUGUCCCCUGCAAUCUGUUCCCGCGCAAGAUCUCUUACUCAGUUGGGCUGUCUGUGUGCUGCAGAGGAUGGUACCGCCAUGUGCGCCAUGCUCGCACUGCCCUAUCCUCUAGAUGCCACAAUCUAGCCCAAGGUAAUGAAUGAACCCCCAACAUGUCAUGACGUCGCCCGUGUUGAUGCAGUCAGGGUUUCUGCGAAUAAGCAGAGCAACGUUGGUCAGUGUCCUUCUUUGCGGUUGCUCUUGACUGACCGGCAUUCUUCCUUGUAGAUGGAGUUUCCAAUGGGGAUGGUGCGCCGAAACAAA
This is a messenger RNA of Amorphotheca resinae ATCC 22711, 450 nucleotides long. RefSeq lists its product as hypothetical. Lineage: Eukaryota; Fungi; Ascomycota; Leotiomycetes; Helotiales; Amorphothecaceae. The record is from RefSeq and is a predicted model, not a curated record. Bases 46 to 273 code for a protein of 75 amino acids. The transcript has a single exon.